Messenger RNA from Notodromas monacha, 1228 nucleotides. The record is from the annotation of a GenBank genome assembly. Lineage: Eukaryota; Metazoa; Arthropoda; Ostracoda; Podocopida; Cyprididae.
UAUUUUCAGUCGUCAGGAUAUAUAUAUAUAUAUACAGUAUAUAAAAUCAUAAGCGUAUAGUGUUGCAAUAAACAGCGGCGACGUUGUUACAAAACGCGGAAAUCGCGUCAUGGCUCCGGGCUUGAAGGGGGGCGGCGGCGGCGGCGGUGGCGGCUGUCGUGUCGUGACCAGAGCCGGUGACGUGUUCUUCGGACCGUCGUUUGCAGCCGACGAAUUCAACGAAUGCGAAUCGCAACAUCAUGGACGAGAAGAGGUUCGAGGUAGGGAUGACCGCCAGGGCCCAUCGUCGACUUAUGUGCGUGACGUUCGGGACUCUGGGUCGAAUGACGAGACGAGUUCGACGUCGAGCGAGAAGUACGAACGUGACGUGGCGGUGCUGAACCACUGCUUCGACGACAUUGAGCGGUUCAUUGCGAGACUGCAAUACACGGCGGCGGCACAAAAGGAGUUGGAGCGUCGGCGCAAGUCUCGGAAGUCGAAGAAGAAGGAUUUGGGAGAUGGAAUGUUGUCCAUGAGGGCCAGGCCGCCGCCGGAGCGUGAAUUUAUCGACAUUUUCCAGAAGUUCAAACUCUCCUUCAAUCUUCUGGCAGAAGAAGGCCGCGAUUUUGGGUCAGGUCACGUCGCGAACGAGGGAUCCGGUGAUGAGCGAGGAAUCGAAUUGAAAACAUAUGCCAAUGUGCCGUCUCGGAAGUCGAAGAAGAAGGAUUUGGGAGAUGGAAUGUUGUCCAUGAGGGCCAGGCCGCCGCCGGAGCGUGAAUUCAUCGACAUUUUCCAGAAGUUCAAACUCUCCUUCAAUCUUCUGGCGAAAUUGCGGAUGCACAUCCACGACCCGAACGCACCGGAAUUGGUGCACUUCUUGUUCACUCCGCUGACGCUGAUUGUGAACGCUUCCCGGGAUCCAAACUACGCCACGACGCCGAAUUUGCCUGCGCACGUGGUGUCGCCGAUGCUGACGCGCGACGCUGUCGAUUUACUCGCCAACUGUCUCACAUCCAAAGAGACGGAGCUGUGGAACUCUUUGGGCGACGUGUGGCUCGUCCCGGGAUCCCAUUGGAAGGGCCAGGCGCCACCGUACCACCCGGUCUUCUACGACGGAUGGACGCCAGAUUACGCGCUGGACCUGCAGCACAGAGAAAGGCCCGAGUCUCUGGGGGUUCUGGCGGCGCAGGAAGCCAGGACUAGGCUGGGACCCGAGCUCAAGAAUGCCGACGACAAUGUGAGUGGGAGG